Candoia aspera is the source of this 1040-nucleotide messenger RNA. RefSeq names its product succinate dehydrogenase complex iron sulfur subunit B (gene SDHB). Lineage: Eukaryota; Metazoa; Chordata; Lepidosauria; Squamata; Candoiidae. Gene Ontology annotation, biological process: tricarboxylic acid cycle; respiratory electron transport chain; aerobic respiration. Gene Ontology annotation, cellular component: mitochondrial membrane. Gene Ontology annotation, molecular function: 2 iron, 2 sulfur cluster binding; electron transfer activity. The coding region runs from base 49 to 891 and encodes 280 amino acids. The record is from RefSeq and is a predicted model, not a curated record. The transcript has 8 exons.
CGUCCCAUUCGCCGGAAGGACGCGGGCUCCUCACCCAGGGGGCGCGGGAUGGCGCUGAUUGGGGCGGCGGCGAGGGGAAGGAGCGGCGCGGCGCUGCUACAGAUCCGCCGCAGAGCCCACGCCGGGGCGGCAGCAGCGCCGGCCACGGAGACGUCUUCGCGCCUCAAGAGGUUUGCCAUCUACCGGUGGAGCCCCGACAACCCCGGAGAGAAGCCUCGCAUGCAGACCUACGAGAUCGACCUCAACAGGUGUGGCCCAAUGGUUCUCGACGCCCUGAUCAAGAUCAAGAACGAAAUGGAUUCUACCCUGACUUUCCGCAGGUCCUGCAGAGAAGGCAUUUGCGGCUCAUGUGCUAUGAACAUAAAUGGAGGGAACACUCUGGCUUGCACCAAGAGGAUUGACACCGAUCUCAACAAGGUCACCAAGAUCUAUCCUCUCCCUCACAUGUAUGUGGUGAAAGACCUUGUGCCUGACAUGAGCAACUUCUAUGCCCAAUACAAAGCCAUCCAGCCUUACUUGAAAAAGAAGGACGAGUCAAACCAGGGCAAAGAGCAGUAUUUCCAGUCCAUUGAAGAUCGGGAGAAGCUGGACGGGCUCUACGAAUGUAUCCUCUGUGCUUGCUGCAGCACCAGCUGCCCCAGUUACUGGUGGAACGGUGACAAGUACCUUGGCCCAGCCGUGCUCAUGCAGGCCUAUCGCUGGAUGAUCGACUCCCGAGAUGAGUACACAGCGGAGCGCUUGGCACAGCUGCAAGACCCUUUCUCCCUCUACCGCUGCCACACCAUCAUGAACUGCACCAAGACCUGCCCCAAGGGCCUGAAUCCUGGGAAGGCAAUUGCUGAAAUCAAGAAAAUGAUGGCCACGUAUAAAGAGAAGGCAGCCCACGCCUAACUGCUCCACCAUGCACCUGCCUUCCUGCUGGAAGCUCUUUAACUUAUAUCUGAUUUUUCAGUGGGGUCUCAGACUCCACCUUGUUUGUGUGGAUUUUCUCCCUUGAUGUACAAUGAAACCUGCAUGGACUAAUAAAGAUUCUUCCGUUC